UGGAGGGUCCACAUGAUUGAGGGCUUGGUCACGCUUCUGUUAAUCACCUCCAGCCCGUACCCCGUGUGCCUGGACCCGGGGGCAGCUUGUGGGGUUUAGUCCUGAGUGAUGCUGUGCGUGUUUGCCUGCCUCGUUUGGUCUGGGCAGAGCAGUAACUGGGAGAAGUUUAGGGAAAACGAGGGCUAUUACUUUAUUUUGAGAUCAGUUCGGAAGAGGAUUUCGGUUCUUUUGUGGUCGCCUCCUGUGAAAUGCCAAAACACCCCAAGUAUUCUGAGUUAACUGACUCUGUAACUCUUGCCGUGGGAAAAGGAAGGAUGGGAGCUCUGCACAGAGCAUGGAGAAUGAUGAACUUCCGCCAGAGGAUGGGAUGGAUUGGAGUGGGGCUGUAUCUGUUAGCAAGUGCAGCUGCAAUUUACUAUGUUUUUGAAAUCAAUGAAACUUACAACAGACUAGCACUGGAACACAUUCAGCAACAUCCAAAAGAGCCACAAGAAGGAACCACAUGGACACAUUCCUUGAAAGCUCGACUACUUUCUCUGCCUUUUUGGCUAUGGACAAUUAUUUUUCUAAUCCCAUACUUACAGAUGUUUUUGUUCCUUUAUUCUUGCACAAGAGCUGACCCCAAAACUGUGGGCUAUUGUAUCAUUCCUAUAUGCCUGGCAAUUAUUUGCAAUCGCCACCAAACUUUUGUCAAAGCUUCUAAUCAGAUCAGCAGAUUACAACUGAUUGACACAUAAAAUGAACACUUUUCUUAACUAAUUAUAAAACUGCAAGUCCUGUAUCGAGUUUAAUCACAAGACUGGGGCUUUCAAGUUUACAGAGGAAGUUGUGGUUGGGCUGAGCCUUUCUUUUUUGCAAUGUGAUGAGAGGCAGUUUUUUAAUAAUGAAUUUUUAGAUAGACAAUGGUAUACAGUGCUACAAUCAUGCUGACUUCAACUAAGGAUGUUAUUCAGAUUUUCUUUGGAAGCAAGAUCAUGUCAUUCAACCUAGAGCUUCUAGAGCACAUACAUCUGGACUCUGAUUUUGUUUUAUUAUGCAAGGAAAUAAUGAUUCAGAAAUCUUUCCUUUUGGCAAAAAUGAGUAUAUAUGGACACUUCCUUUGUAUUAAAUGUAAAAAGUUCCUAACAUGAUUAUAAAAUUUAAAUUUUGCAUAAGUA
This is a messenger RNA of Phascolarctos cinereus (koala), 1157 nucleotides long. It is a transcript of the gene LYSET, whose product is annotated as lysosomal enzyme trafficking factor. Lineage: Eukaryota; Metazoa; Chordata; Mammalia; Diprotodontia; Phascolarctidae. The record is from RefSeq and is a predicted model, not a curated record.